UUUUCUUCUUUUUUUAAAGUCUCUCCGUGAUGCCUUUAAUUGGUUAUAUUUCUCAGUCUCUACAUUAAAUUGUUAUGGAAAUGAAGUUUUUUCUUCAAAUGGAAAUAUUUUAGAUCAUCGUGUAAAAGGAGUUAGUGGACGUGCACACACAAUAGAAUCUUUGGAUGUUUUUUGGCAAGCAACAACAACAAAUAUGAGAAAAAUACUUGAACAAUUAGCAAUUCAUGCACCAAUGUAUUCCGAACGUUUUAAAUGGGAUUCUCUAAAUAUUCCGAAAUUUUAGAGGAAUUUGCUACAACAUCAGAAACUGUUCUUCGUCAACAAUUAAUUGAAUUUAGAGACCAUUCAAUUAUUCAAUUUAAUAAAGAUGAACAUAUUCUGUUAACAGUAGACAGGAAUUUGUUAGUUAAUUUUUUGGAACAAAAAAUGAAACAAAAUGAUUAA
Molecule: messenger RNA, 444 nt
Organism: Meloidogyne enterolobii
Lineage: Eukaryota; Metazoa; Nematoda; Chromadorea; Rhabditida; Meloidogynidae
Source: the annotation of a GenBank genome assembly